GACGUUUUUAAUAAACCAUAUUGACGGUUAUUAUGGACCGCUCAGAGAGCGUUAACGCCGAUCCAGUUAUGGUCAGCAACAACGAAGUAGAUCGCUGUCGUUACUGGAGGAAUUGGACAGGUUUUUGGUGGCUUGGCCUUUGUAACAAUUUUGCCUAUGUGGUGAUGCUAAGUGCUGCACACGAUAUUUUAAAACAACAAGAGAAGCAGAACGCCACAUCUCCUACCCCACCUACCGACCUGCACUCUGGAGUCGGGAAUAGUAGCAAUAGCAGCCGCUAUGAUUGCAACCCUAUCUCCACAGCGGCUGUACUGCUGGCUGACAUUCUCCCCACUCUCUUCAUUAAACUCACCGCGCCUUUCUUCAUACACAAAGUUCCUUAUGGUUUUCGUGUUUUGGUGUGUGUCAGCACGGCUGCGACCAGCUUCCUCGUGGUGUCUUUCUCCUCCACUGUGUGGAUGAGCAUAUUGGGUGUUGUCUUUGCCAGUGUGAGCUCAGGCCUGGGUGAACUCUCCUUCCUCUCCCUCUCUGUCUAUUUCGACAGGGAUGUGUUGGCAGGAUGGGGUUCAGGGACAGGCGGAGCGGGUGUCGCGGGAGCCCUCAUAUACUCCGCUGUCACGCAGGCCGGCGUGCCACCGCGGGUUACGCUGCAGAUCAUGCUGGUGGUCCCUGCUGCCAUGGUCCUCAGUUACUUCUUCCUGCUGGUUUUCCCUCCAGUAUUUCCACAGUGGAGGCCUGGUUCGCUCUCUGUCGACGGGGACUCGCGGGAAAGACGACCACUAAUGGAGGAUUCUGAUGACGAAGAGCAGUCAGCGGAAGAACAGCUGCCAGAGGACAAACAUAUCGGGCCCCUGACGUUCGGUGACAAACUACGCAUCAUAAAAGACUUGCUGAAGUUCAUUUUUCCUCUGGGUAUGGUCUACUUCGCUGAAUAUUUCAUUAAUCAGGGUCUGUUGGAGCUGCUUUAUUUUCCAAUAUCCAGACUGUCCCAUGCAGAGCAGUAUCGCUGGUAUCAGACUCUGUACCAGGUUGGGGUGUUAGUCUCUCGCUCCUCGCUGUGCUGUCUGAAGAUCAGGAAACUCUGGGUUCUGUCACUGUUGCAGUGUGUGAAUGCCGUGUUCCUGGGUUUGGCUGUAUAUUAUCAGUUCCUGCCAAAUGUGUGGGUUGUGUUUAUCAUCAUCCUCUAUGAGGGUUUACUUGGAGGAGCAGCUUAUGUUAACACCUUUUACUUCAUCAGCAAGGAGACCGACGAGCGAGGAAGAGAGUUUGCCAUGGCGACGGCCAGUGUUGGUGACAGCCUGGGCAUCGCACUUUCUGGAGCUGCCGCUUUCCCUGUCCACAAUUACUUUUGCUCACUCUAACACAGAGACCAAAAGGAGACGUCAGGGGAAAAACAAGAGGAGGCCAGGAGAAACUUUGUGAAAUAUGAAAAGGAGGAGCAUAUUCACCAAACACUUUUUCUCUCUACCUCCCUCCAAGAGGCAUUC
Molecule: messenger RNA, 1487 nt
Organism: Chanos chanos (milkfish)
Lineage: Eukaryota; Metazoa; Chordata; Actinopteri; Gonorynchiformes; Chanidae
Gene: cln3
Product: CLN3 lysosomal/endosomal transmembrane protein, battenin
Exons: 15
Coding region: 33-1361 (442 amino acids)
Biological process (GO): lysosome organization; regulation of intracellular pH
Cellular component (GO): lysosome; membrane
Source: RefSeq, a predicted model, not a curated record